Messenger RNA from Pleuronectes platessa (European plaice), 4807 nucleotides. RefSeq names its product leucine rich repeat and Ig domain containing 3a (gene lingo3a). Bases 265 to 2091 code for a protein of 608 amino acids. Lineage: Eukaryota; Metazoa; Chordata; Actinopteri; Pleuronectiformes; Pleuronectidae. Gene Ontology annotation, molecular function: protein binding. The transcript has 2 exons. The record is from RefSeq and is a predicted model, not a curated record. Gene Ontology annotation, cellular component: extracellular matrix.
CAGUCCGGUUGCUGUUGCUGCUGCCUUCCCUGCUGGAGAAGGAGGAAGAGGAGGAUGUGCAGAGGCUGAAGAGGCUGGAGGAGCAACAAAAAACUAAAAAAAAUCGCCCCGCAAAGAUCCAGAGAUCCAGGCAGAGCAGCAGAGACCAGAGAGACUCCAGGGUUGCAGAUGUGGAUGGAGCGGUGUGCACGGUCUAGUCCUGGGUGUCUGGCCCAGUGAUUCAACCCCAGACAGGAGCAGGAGGAAGCAGUGGAGAAGAGGGACAUGGGGCUGAGCCUGAACCAGGACUGGCUCCUGCCGCUCCUAUUCUUGCUGCUGAUGAUCACUGUGUCACUGACUCACAGCCAGGGAUGUCCUCAGCGUUGCGAGUGCAUGGCAAAGCUCAAGACCGUAUCCUGUUUCGGCAAACGCCUGUCCGCACUGCCAGAAGGCAUCCCACAGGACUCUAAGAUCCUGGAUCUAAGUGGAAACAAACUCCGCUGGGUAGAGCACGGAGACCUGCUUUCGUAUCCCCGCCUUGAAAAGCUGGACUUGAGUGACAACAUUAUUAGUGUCCUAGAGCCGAAUGCUUUUUCUAGUCUCCAGAACCUGCAGUCGCUGUCGCUGAGGGGCAACCAGCUGAAACUGGUCCCGAUGGGGGCUUUCUCACGUCUCUCCAACCUGACGUCACUGGACCUCAGUGGGAAUAAGAUCGUGAUUCUUUUGGACUUUACUUUCCAGGACCUGAAAAGCCUAAAAAACUUAGAAGUUGGAGACAAUGAUCUGGUUUAUAUCUCCAACAAGGCCUUCCUGGGUCUCGUGGGACUGAGGGAGCUGACCAUCGAGAGGUGCAACCUGACGUCCGUGUCAAGCCAGUCUCUCUCUUAUCUGCAUAACCUGGUGACUCUGCGGCUCCGCUACCUCAGCAUCUCUGCCUUAGAAGACCAGAACUUCCGCAAGCUGGGAAACCUGAGGGGGCUCGAGAUCAACCACUGGCCCUUUCUGGAGCACAUUUCCCCUCACAGCCUGCAGGGGCUUAACUUGUCCUGGUUGUCUAUCACACACACUAACAUCACGUCUGUGCCGACCUCCGCCCUGCGCAGUCUGGCUCACCUCACCAGCCUCAACCUUUCCUACAACCCCAUCUCUGUGUUGGAGUCAUGGGCGCUGCGCGACCUUGUCAGGCUGAAAGAGCUGCAUAUGGUCAACACGAACCUGGUAGUAGUGCAGCCAUACGCACUGGGCGGUCUGAGGCAGAUCCGCCUUCUUAACCUCUCCACUAACAGCCUGGUGACCCUGGAGGAGGGAGCGUUUCAAUCUGUCAACACUCUGGAGACACUGCGUUUGGAUGGAAACCCUCUCGCCUGUGACUGCCGCCUGCUCUGGAUCCUCCAGCGCAGGAAGACCCUUAAUUUUGACAGCGCCUCCCCGGUGUGUAUGAUGCCUGUCGAGGUGCAAGGGCGGGCACUCAACGCCUUCUCCGACUCGGCCCUCUUUGACCACUUCACUUGCCAGAAGCCCAAAAUCCGCAACAGGAAGCUGCAGCAGAUAACCGCCCGCGAGGGACAGGUGGUGUCGUUCAUAUGCAGAGCUGAAGGCGAGCCUAUACCGGUGGUAUUCUGGAUCUCCCCUCAGCGCCGUCGCAUCACCACAAAGAGCAGUGGGCGCUUAACUGUGUUACCAGAAGGCACGCUGGAAAUACGGUAUGCCCAGGUGACAGACAGUGGAACCUACAUAUGCAUAGCCAGUAACGCUGGUGGAAAUGACACCUAUUUUGCCACUCUUACAGUGAGCGGGCUGCCGCUAGACGCAGCCCUCAUGGCCAACCGCACUUACUAUGCCGGGGAUCUUAAUGACACUAAUCUAAAUGACACCAGAGUCUUCUUGAAGUUUACUCUGGACCUCAAGACCAUCCUCAUAUCCACAGCUAUGGGCUGCAUCAUGUUCCUGGGUGUGGUCCUGUUCUGCUUCAUCCUGCUGUUUGUGUGGAGUCGAGGGAAGGGGCAGCACAAGAACAAUUUCUCGGUGGAGUACUCCUUCAGGAAAGUGGAAGGACCUGCCGCGAGCGGAGGACAGGGCGGGGCGCGCAAGUUCAACAUGAAGAUGAUUUGAUCAUGUGGGACGAAUUUUUCUUUUUAGUAUUCUGUCCCUGAUGCUGUUUACAAGCAGAAGCAAGCUGGGACAUAAAAACACCGGCGUGGGCGCCUGCUUGCAAAACAUUAGAAUUAUUUAUAGGAUGUUUUAUCAACAAGGUUUUUUUUUUGAAAAAUGACGUAUAGGGAAAAAAGGCAAUCGGUAUGGAUUUGAGAUAAUGUAUUUCUACUGCUCUUUAUUGCGUGUCCUUAUUAUUGUGCAGAGGAAAUCUGGAUCAUAUUUAAAGAUGUCUUCAAUAGACUGUUAAAAAAGACUAAGCAACAAUAGCACUCAGUGUUCCAGCAGUCUUUAACCUCCGCAGAGCUCUUUGCCAACUCCAUCUCUCUUCUCCACCAGGAUCCCUGUCUCUCUUCAUCUGUAAAGGACAUCACCUCUCUGCUCCGUCUGUGGCGACUCAAGCUCUCUGUCUCUGAACUCAUGAAUACAUAACAGCUGGGUGGUGCUCAAAGAUUGCCAUGGACUUGCCAACAUGUAUUUGACUAAUUUGAGCCAUAAUACUGCAUAUUUACACUACAAUCGAAACUUUAGAGCAUUGACAUUUAGAGGCUCUGCUUUCUGAGCUGCUGAUGGGUUCGUACAGAAAAUAUGAAUUACACAAAACGACUACUACUCUGCAACACUGCCAAUUUGAUCACAAAGCACCAUCUAAUAUCACCGUCAGUGCAAAGAUGGGGGAGAGAGACGUUUCCAUUGGAUGUAAGUUGGUCGAGGGUGAUUUGAAACAAAAGUGGGACUCAAACAGGUGACGUGCACUUGUAAAUCAAUACAUGCACAAUUUUGUUUGUCCACUGUCACACUUUACAAGACUCUUGCCCUGUUAAUCUGAAACUCCUGUGUAAAGAUGAACGUUGGCUUCUUUCUUUGAAUAAUGUGAAUUAUUUGUAAAUUGAACAUUUGCGAGGGACGCGUUUAUCCCAAUGUUGAAUAGAAGAUACUGUAUGAGAUUGUAUUAUAUAUUUUGUAAUCACUGACAUCCCUGUCGUUGUUUAUAGUAAUGUUGACUGAUCAGAUUUUACCGUCCUACUGUAAUUGUAUUGUUAACGUCUCUUUUUCAAAAUCAUUGAUAUCUAGUCCGGUCAUAAACAGAAAUUGUACUCUCUCUUUGUAUCACAUCAUCAGAUCUGCUCGCUCCUUGAGCUCACAACACAAAUCAGAAGUAUCGGGUUUUCGUUCGUCGGCCUAUUCCUGACCGCGUCAGUGUGAUACGAGAGGCGUUUGGCUGACCACCAGGGGAAGGAGUUAAGUGGACUCUCAUCGGGAACUCGAUCUGUUUUUAGACGCCUAGAGAAAAAUGCUAAUGCAAUAUAGACCUUGCAAACUGGAACAGAGGUCAUAAUGAAACAGAGCCAGUGAGGAGGGGGAGUUUGGGUAUUUUAGGAAGACAGACACUAACAACAAAGGGCUGGGUGCUGGGGUCACAACAACAGGCCACAAAAGGGAGAUGUGCAACGUUUUUGUAUGAGUUUGAAUAGAUUCGGUUCUUAAGGUGAAAUUCAAUAAGAUGUCAUUAUUAACUGCUAGUUUCCCUCACAUAUAAAUCACAGGUAAUAUUUAUACACGAGGAAUACGGUUUGUAUUUGAAAAUAUGAAACAUUGUUGUUUCACAUGAAUUUGCAGUCAUGUCCAUCGACAAUGAAAAUGUGUAGUACUUUCUACAGCACACUUCAGUAUAUGUAGAAACCCAGAAACUGGAGUCAUUAAAUCCACUUUUCCUCAUCACCUCAGACAUUAUUUUGAGAGCGUGAAAACACAGAUUAGCUGCAUAUAUAAUUCAAAAAUGCUUUUGAUCUUUUGUCCUAUGAACCAAACGCACCAGUCGUGAGAUCAGCUGCUUAGGUUCUGCCUUUCCACUUUUAAAACUGUUACUCUGCUGCCCUCUGUUGGCAAAAAAUGGCAAUAAUAAUACACUUUAUUUACUAAUUCGAUUUUUCAAACUUUACUUUACAAAAUGCUUACAAUCUCAUCAAAUCAAACAUACUAGUCAUACAAUCAUCAGCAAAAGACUGAAUAAUGACUUUCUCAACCUGUGCAUUUGUUUAUUUCAUUUCCCAUAAAGCAAUUAUGACCGUGUUGGACGGCUGACCAGCUUCCAGCAGUAUUGAAAGAGAAAAUUAAUUUUGUAGAAUAACCUACGUAACAUUCCUCACGCAGCAAACAAAGCGUAGAAACUAGAAACAGAGUGGUGGAGCGUGAUUCCAUGUUUCGCUCACAUAUACUGCACAAGAAGUUAUUAUUAACCAACUGUGAAUAUGUUCCUGGACUGAUCUGACAUCAGUUAAGCUUCCUCUCUGUGAUUAACAACUCUGAUGUAUUUUUAAUUGUUCUAAUGAUGAACUCCUUCUAUAAAUAUGGAAGCCAUUGUGUCUGGAAGUGCUAGACUGUUUUGUAUUGUACUGUUUUAUAAAAAGGAAGCACACUGUUUAUAAAGCAUGCUAUAUUAUAUGCUAUGAUGAUGUCCUGUCCCAUUUCUUUUACAGCUGCUGUCUGAUCUCUCCACCCUCAUGGUAAACCUCUCACUGUGAGAUUAUGUGUUGCAGAUUAUUAUGGUAUGUUUUUCCCCAGGUUUGUCAUAUUUAAAACAUUUAAAAAAACAAACAGUUGAUUCAGAUGAAUGAAGGAUGUGUUAUCUACACCACACAUAAAUAUGAAGUUCCUGCCCUGAUACACAACAAUG